AUGUAUCUAUCGUUAUAUCUGACUCUCUCUCAGUCUGUCUAUCGAUCUAUCUAUUGGCGACCUUUUCAUAUCUAUCUAUCUAUCUAUCUAUCUAUCUAUCUAUCUAUCUAUCUCCCUUUUCAUUUUCCAAUCUAUCUAUCUCUAUCCUUUUUCAUGUAUCUAUCGUUAUAUCUGACUCUCUCUCAGUCUGACUGUCGAUCUAUCUAUUGCGUCUUUUUCUUUUUCUAUCUAUCUAUCUAUCUAUCUAUAUCUAUCUAUCUAUCUAUCUCCUUUUCAUUUUCCAAUCUAGCUAGCUCAAUCCUUUUCAUGUAUCUAUCGUUAUAUCUGACUCUCUCUCAGUCUGUCUAUCGAUCAAUCUAUUUGCGUCUUUUUUCUAUCUAUCUAUCUAUCUAUCUAUCUAUCUAUCUAUCUAUCUCCCUUUUCUUUUCAUUUUUCAAUCUAGCUAGCUCAAUCCUUUUCAUGUAUCUAUCGUCUUUUAUAUCUCUAUCUCUCUCUCAGUCUGUCUAUCGAUCAAUCUAUCAAUCGUCUUUUUAUCUAUCUAUAAUCUAUCUAUCUAUCUAUCUAUCUAUCUAUCUAUCUAUCUAUCUAUCUAUCUCCUUUUCAUUUUCCAAUCUAGCUAGCUCAAUCCUUUUCAUGUAUCUAUCGUUAUAUCUGACUCUCUCUCAGUCUGUCUAUCGAUCAAUCUAUUUGCGUCUUUUUUUCUAUCUAUCUAUCUAUCUAUCUAUCUAUCUAUCUAUCUAUCUAUUUAUCUAUCUUUCAUUUUCCAAUCUUUUCAGCUAUCUAUCAAUCCUUUUUCAUGUAUCUAUCGUUAUAUCUAUCUCUCUCUCAUCUGUCUAUCGAUCAAUCUAUUUGCGUCUUUUUCAUCUAUCUAUCUAUCUAUCUAUCUAUCUAUCUAUCUAUCUAUCUAUCUAUCUCCUUUUCAUUUCCAAUCUAGCUAGCUCAAUCCUUUUUCAUGUAUCUAUCUAUCUUAUAUCUGACUCUCUCUCUCAGUCUGUCUAUCGAUCUAUCUCUUUUAUAUCUUUUCUAUCUAUCUCUAUCUAUCUAUCUAUCUAUCUAUCUAUCUAUCUAUCUAUCUAUACUCUCUCUGUCUAUUUUCAUUUUCCAAUCUAUCUAGCUCAAUCCUUUUCAUGUAUCUAUCGUUAUAUCAUUUUCCAAUCUCUCUCUCAAUCUAUCUAUCGAUCUAUCUAUUUUCUAUCUUUAUUAUCUAUCUAUCUAUCGUAUCUAUCUAUCUAUCUAUCUAUCAUUUAUUAUCUAUCUCCUUUUCAUUUUCCAAUCUAG
Messenger RNA from Acanthosepion pharaonis, 1278 nucleotides. The record is from the annotation of a GenBank genome assembly. Lineage: Eukaryota; Metazoa; Mollusca; Cephalopoda; Sepiida; Sepiidae.